Messenger RNA from Plasmodium coatneyi, 3723 nucleotides. RefSeq lists its product as uncharacterized. Gene Ontology annotation, biological process: mitochondrial RNA processing; regulation of mitochondrial mRNA stability. Gene Ontology annotation, cellular component: ribonucleoprotein granule; mitochondrial matrix. Lineage: Eukaryota; Apicomplexa; Aconoidasida; Haemosporida; Plasmodiidae. The transcript has a single exon. Gene Ontology annotation, molecular function: RNA binding. The coding region runs from base 1 to 3723 and encodes 1240 amino acids. The record is from RefSeq and is a predicted model, not a curated record.
AUGUUGCAGAGAUACGGGGGGUCGAGCGCCCUUUUAUCUCCACACUUGGUGUGCAGGCGUAGGGGCGUAGUUUACCGAAUCCGAGUCAGUCUGGUCCACCAGCAGCAGAGACAACACAACUCAUGCAGCAACACCAGACACAGAAAAAUAGUAGUUAUUCCAUUUAGCCAGAAGGAUCAAACGCUCCAUUAUAAGAAUAUCCCCUUCUGUGUAGAGCUUCUUGACCGUAAAAGCAAAAAGGAUCUCCUGCAAAUAUACAAGACGGUGAGAAGGAAAGAUGAGAGGAAGAAUCUUCCAUCCGAUUUUUUCGAGAACUUAUUUUUAUGCACGAGGAAGUUUGUGCGCUCGUUGCUGCCACAUGAGUUUGUACGAAUUUACAAAACAAUGGUAGUUGUGGGGAAGAAGGACAGGGAGCUGAACUUGCUAAUGCAUCAGCAGAUGAAGAGGAUACAUGCUAACUUUGACGUCACCAGUAUUAGUAAGCUCUUUCAAUUAUUUACCUUUGCCAAAUCGAAGCCAGUGCAUUUGGUAAAGAUGUUGGCAGAGACGUUCCUCCGGCGUCUGCAGGGUGAAUCGGCACAUCAUGUCGAUUCGAUCAAAUCGGCUAAGUCAGUCCAGUUAGCCGGGUCAACUCAGUUGGAUGAGUCAGACGAGCCUGCGGUGCUGCCCUGGCACGUGCGGGAACUGGUGGCCAUUUUCUGCUUCUUCCGAAUCGACUCGAAGAAACACAUAAAGUCGAUCUUCCACCACUGCACCCCGUGGAUAGGGAAGAACGUGCAAAAGUUCACCCCCAAGGAUGUGACCAUAAUUCUGUAUAGCACCGUGCACUUGGGGAGGCAGGACCCCAUUAUCCUAAGCGCUGUAGUGAAGCAUAUCGCCUUUAAGGGGGACUCCUUUCAGUUUUUCCAGCUAGCCAUUAUCCUUAACUGUUUUGCCAAAUUGGGAGAAAAGAACAACAAGCUAUGCAAGGUUGUGUGUGAUCAGGUUAAGAGGAGGAUGCGUGGGGUGCCUUCUCCAGGGGUUGCUACUGAAUGCGCUCCCCCCGACGAAGUGGUCGAAAUAGGUUCCACUGGUGUAGAAGCGGAAUGUGUGGCAAACGUGCAGGGAAGUGCCUCUGCUAAGGAACCAAGUGGAUAUGCAGUCAGGCAGAACCGAGGAAACUGCACUUCGGGGGGAUACCCCCAACCGAAAGACGUAUCCAUCCUGCUGAACGCCCUCAUAAGGUUGGAACAUUACGACAACGCAACGUUCAACUGUCUCAUCCCCUUCAUCGUAAACCACGCGUCCAAGUUUUCCCCCCAAUCGUUAAGUAACCUGGUUCACGCAUACUCUCAGAUGCAAAUAAAGAACACCCUGAUGUUGGAAAAACUAUCGGAAGAAUGUAUUCUAAAAAUGAAAAAGUUCAAAAAUAUCGAGAUGAGUAAUUUGGCUAGCUCACUUGUUAGGUUGAAUGUAAAAAACAAAAUUCUGUUUACCUACCUGAUAGAUGAAUUUCUCUACAGAGCCACCAUUGGGGUGAAGUAUAAGAGCUACCAGUUUGAUGUGGUUUCUCUGCAGCAGCUGGCCUACUCCUUUAGCAAAGUGGGUCUGAGCGAUGAGAAGGUCUACGUGGUGCUGCACCGGUUGCUGCUUAGGAGGAUCGGUCAACUUCGCAAAAAUGGCAACAAAUCAAUUCAAGCUGCUGCACUGGUGGGGGGAAGCAAAGACGAACCGUCACAUGGGCAAUCACAUGGGCAGUCAAAUGAGCAGUUUAAUGAGAGGGCGUCCUCCUGUGAAGACGGCAUCGCUCGGAGAGGGCCCCAGUUCGACUUCCUCUGCCUGUCCACUUUUGUGAACUCCUACGCCGCUGCAAAAAUGAAGCCAAAACACUUGUUCCACUUUAUUAGCUACAUUAUAAGGGAGAAAAAAAAAAAAAAAGAGAUCCUGUCGAACCAGUCCUUGUGCUGUCUAGUCUACGGACUGGCAAAACUGGAACUCCCAGAUAGGAAGAUCCAUCAGGUAUUACUCAAAGAAGGCACCGAACGGGUAGAUACGCUGAAGCCAUUCCAGGCUGUACUUCUCCUGUAUUCAUAUAGCAAGCUAAGAAUAUACUCACGCAUGUUUGUGAAGAAAGCAGUGCAGCUGUGCAGUCGGAACAUCCACCAGUUAACCUUGGCUGACUUAACCUUAGCAUGUUACUCCCUGUCAAAUUUGCUCUACAGAGAUGUGAUCUUUUUGUAUAAAGUUUCCAAAGUUAUACUACUUAACAACUUCCAAUUCGAGAAGACCAACGUUUGUCAGUUGUUUAAUUCGUUUACCAAGUUGUGCUUUUUCUACAAGCCGAUUUACCAGUUGGUGUUCCAAAGGAUGUUAGUCUGCAUGCACGACUUGGGGGAGAAGGAGCUCGCCAACGUCGCACUCUCCUUCGCGUAUUACUUUCACACGGUGCGGUUGUGCCUUUGUGAAGGGGCAACGGAGGAGCAAGAAGGGAAGCAAAAAGAAAAACAAGUAGAGAAGCGAUCGCAGGAGAAGCAAGAAACGAAGCGAUCGGACGUGAGGCAAGAAACGAAGCAGUCCGAGUGCCACCUGGUGCAAAGCCACCCGGAGCUCUUCUUCAGAAACGAGCUGAGCAUUUUUUUUAACCUCAUCUUUUUGCUAAACGAAAAGCACCGCCAGAAAAUGUCUAUUAUAAGCAUCCAGCAGCUGCAGGUAGUCGACCUCUACCUGAGGGCAUUCUUCCCCAAGUAUUGUGAUUUCCCAGGAUUUGUAAGAACCUUUUUUGUUAAGGUGAGAAGUGUGAAGUUACGCAUCGAUGACUAUCUGAUCAUGUCGUCCAAGACGCACCGAAACGUGUCCCGUUUUCUUAGUCUAGUUGGUGUUGCGCACAGGAGCGAAGUUCAGUUCGGCCCAUACCAGCUCGACAUCGUGGUGGACUUCCUGCAGGAUAGGAAAAAAAUGAGGGGAUUCUUCCCAAGUGGGGCAAACUCCAACGUGGAGGAUCACCGCAACGUGGAAGAUCACCCCAAUGUUGAAAUAAUUUAUAAGACGAAAAGGUUGGAGGGAGAGAACCUCCUCUCUAAAAGCAGUGAUUCCGAAAUAGCAAAUGCAUGCAACGUGGUGGAAAAAAAAAUAAAAAAAAACAUCCUCGUCGAAGUGGAUGGGGUGUCUCACUUCUACAAGGAGAGUCACAGUAGGACCAUCAACUCGAUUAUAAAAAAUUUUAUUUUACAAAAAUGCGGGUGGCACAUAAUACACGUGCCCUAUCAAGAAUGGAAUCAGUGCGUCGAUUUUAAGAAGAAGGUUCUAUACGCCGUUCAGGUGUUGCGAUACAUUUUGCGAAUCAACAGGGAGGACAUCUCCGUGGGGGAUUUCCUUCACCUUUUGGGAGACCACCCCCCUGUGCAGGGACAAACAUACAGGACAGCAAACGUCGUACGCACGCCUGACAGAGAGGAACAUGCCACAUCUGUAGAAGCGGAAACAAUCACAUCUAACUAUGGAGAGGUGAAGAAUGAACCCGACCGAAAGGACAUCCCCCACUUCUACACCAUCAGCGAGGAGGAGCUGUUCCGCAAUCAGACGAAGAACCGAAGCAGACAUCAGAAGGGAUUAAUGGAAAAGAUGCGCCAGGAUAACCAACUCAGCUACCACUUUAAUGUGGCACGUCAAGCAGGUGGCGGAGAUGGGGAUGCUAUUGCGAACGGAACAGAUGAGCUGUCACCCUGCGUUGGAACUCAGACGUGA